Glossina fuscipes is the source of this 2503-nucleotide messenger RNA. RefSeq lists its product as uncharacterized. Gene Ontology annotation, cellular component: extracellular matrix. Bases 125 to 1825 code for a protein of 566 amino acids. Gene Ontology annotation, molecular function: protein binding. NCBI's taxonomy places the organism in Eukaryota, Metazoa, Arthropoda, Insecta, Diptera, Glossinidae. The record is from RefSeq and is a predicted model, not a curated record. The transcript has a single exon.
AAUUUUUACCUUCAAAGUAAUAAAUGCACAAAAAAAUUGUUGGAAUAGUUGGAAUGAUAGUUGUUUGGUAAAAAUCGAGAUUAUAAACCAUGCUAAUCCAACGAAUUACGAUAGAAGUCAUAUUAUGGAAAUUGAUUGCUCGCCAUUGCAAGGCAGCGAUCGGGAAGAGAUUAGCGCGCAUAUGGAUCGUUCACAGAAAAUGACGUCACAACGUUCUAUUGAUAUCCAGUCAAUAAUAUUAGACGGUUGCCGCACACCGUUAAAUACUCAUAGCUACGGUCUGGAAUAUGUUCCAGCUUGUUCCAAUAUCACUGAAAUCGUUAUAAAGAAUUUCCAUAUGGAUUUCAUUAGACAGUUACACUGCGUGAGUGCGAUCCCUUUGCAGAUGAAAGCAUUACGUUUCGUUAACAAUGAAAUCGCUGUUGCUGAUCAGAAUUCAUUUGAAUCUUACGACUUAUUAGAAGCAUUGGAAAUCGCUCAUAACUCUUUGCGAUCUUUGCAUCCGAAAUCUUUACAAAAUUUACAAUGUUUAACCGCUUUGCGAAUCGUCGAUGAACCGGUUCUAAUAAUCAAAUCUUCUGAAUUAAUACAGAGCACUAAAGUGACCAACUUACACAUCGAAUCAAUAAAGCAAUUAACGGCAGAUAUAUUUCAUUCAUUACCUGAGGCAUUAACAAAUAUUUAUAUAGCAGAUACCGUAAUCGAUAGUGAUGCUAUACAAGUGAUUAAUGACGGUUCUUUAAAUAAUCUAACAAUUGUUAAUUGUUUUUUGCAAUCCGUUUCCGUAAACGAUGCAGCUGCCAGUAUCGAAUGCAUUAAUUUAAGUGAUAACAAUUUAGAAAAUUUCGAAAUCUCUACGAAUAACUUGCGUACGUUAGAUUUAAGUAAUAAUCGUUUGGAAACGUUACCCCUUAAAUGGCUAACAAAUCUUGACAGUUUACAUGAUCUUAUAUUGAAAGGAAACCACAUUAAAGUCUUGCUAUUCUACGAAAUAUUGCAAUAUUUACCACAAGUUCGGCGUCUAGACAUUCGAGCCAAUCGUAUGCAAUCUUUACAUAAUAUUGAUCAUGAAUUCAAUGAAUUAACGCUUUUUCGGGUACAGGUGCUAAGUGAUCGUAAUCCCUGGGAUUGUCUUUGGUUGCAUAGCUUUGCUCAUAAUUAUCCUGAGGUAUUUCGCACACUACGAUACGAUAAAUUCAUAUCAAAGAUAAAUGUGAAUGGUUUGGAAUGUAUACCUUCCGAAAGGCGACAAACCGUUAAUGAACCCAUAAUGCAAAGUAAUGCGACAAGCAUAACUACAAGUACAACUACAGUUAGCACAUCGGCAAGUCCUAGCACAUCCGAUCAAGUAGUAAAUGUCUCCGCCUACACUAUCAUUUACGGUAAUCCAUGGGAAUUUAAAAGAAAUCAACGGGCAGAAGCUUUAAUCAUUGUCUUCAUGUUGCCGUUGGGCAUAGCUUUAUUAUUUCUCCUAUUGUACCUGUGGAUAUAUUGUCAAAAAGUUUUUCACUUGUCAUAUUAUCAGAAUUUCAAUUGCAGGCGUCGUCCUGAGCAAAGUGUCUUAAAUUCAGGGCACGAGUUCAAUUCGCUACACUUGACGGUCUCGGAUCCCUCGCUUACUGUAUGCAAUCAAACUAAUGACAAUUAUGAAGAACCGAUAAAGUUGGACGUACCAUCUAUAUGCAAUUGCAAUCAAAUCGGUAAUGGCGGCAAUUGUCAAAGAAAUCUGCAAUUAAUCUACGAAAGUUUUCCUAAGGAACGUCCACAACAAAUAUAUGAACAAAUCAUAGAUGUCGAAGAUGAAUUCUCAGAGAAGCGAGCAUGAAGCAUGCGAAGCAUGAAUUCGAGAAUUGAAAGUCAAGGCAAAGUAAUAAUCUCUUCUUUCAUUUACACUGCAGAAGCGAAAGCAGCAUAGACCAUAAGGUUUUUUUUACUAGUUUACAAAAAUUAUAAAUAAGUAAAUAGUCAAAUAAACAGAUGAAAUAAAUCUUAUCGUUUCCCGAUGACUAAUUUAAAUCAGCCAAUAAUUGGUGAUUGGAUAAAAUGCUAUCAAACCUAAGAUAUUGAGGAGCAAUGCCAUUGGGAUAACACAAAAAGGGUAUUCUUGAUAACUUUUUGUACCCUACACCUUUUUGUGACAUCAACAUAUAUUAAGUUGCGCGUAUGCAUACAACACACCCACCGUUGCCAAUCCGGUUUGUCCGUCUUGUGUUCAACUUCGCAAAUGUUUAAAAAGUUGCUCUAUGCGUACUUGCAGGAUGUCUGUACGUAUACCAUUAUCCCAUGAUUGAUGUAGGGUAUAACAAUACAUUAUAUUUGGAAGGUAUUGAGGACGGUAGGAUCGGAGCCACACCCGCGAGACAUAACUUUGAUUUAAGGGGCUCCAUGGCCUAAAGCAAAUUUGCACCUAAACGGGAAGAAAAAAGGAGACGCCAGAAUAAGUGAAAUCCUUAGUAAAUAUUUUGUGCGAUUAACAACUAUUUGAACGAAGCGGAAAAUUUCC